AUGUUUGUUGAAGAUUAUUAUAGGAGACUCAUAAAAUAGUAAUGUAAACUAAACUCUAAGGAAAUUAAGACUGAUAGACCAUGGUACCCUAAAAGACAAUAAAAUGAAACAAAGAAGGAGGAAUAUAAAUUAUUUAUGUUACCUCCAAACAAAAUGAUUACUUUACUAAAAAAAAACAAAAUCUCAGCUCAAAAUGAAAAAAUAAAAGAAUUCUUGCAUAACCAUUCCUUGAAAUAAAUUGUUGAUUUCGGUGAAACUUUGCAAAGUACAUUAGAUAUGAAAGUACAAAGACCUUCAAUUUAAAUUCCAAUUCCUAAAAAUAAUAAUAUGGGACGAUAAUUAUUUCCAGUUAAAAGAAGGCCAUUGUAAUUACCUUCAACAAGAGUUAUUACUGAGCCAAGCAAGAAAUCAUCAUCUUAAUGCAGGAGUGUGCAUAAAUUUAUUAGAUUAAAAUAAAGCGACCAUUCCAAUGAAGAACUAUAUAGCAUAAUUACAAAACUUAAUUAUUCUCCUUUGCAUGUAGAUACAACAAACAUUUGCAAAAAAUAGACCUAACCUUAAAAAAUUGUUUAACAACAACCUUAUAUUAAACCUGAAAUUCCAAAAAGUGUAUUGCCUUAUCCUCCAAGAACUAAAAAACAAUUAAGAUAAUUUCUGUUGAGAGCACUUAAAAAAAUCAAGGCUUUGGGUCUUACAAUAAAAUAUGUUAUGAAACAUAAAAUAUUUUCAAAAAAACCAUAUGAAAAAAUCAAUUCAAAGGAGUUCAUACAUGCUGCCAAACAGAAUAAAAUUGAAGAUAUUGAAAACUAUCUUUAAAUCAACCCAUAUUUGGUUUUUGAAUAUGAUUUUUAUAAUAUGACUGCAUUACAUUGGGCAUGUAAAAAGGGUUAUAUUGAAAUCGUUGAGAUUUUAUUGAAAUAUCAUUCGGAUAUUGAUGGAGUUGAUAUCUUAUAUCGUACUCCAUUAAUAUUAUCGAUUUAAGAAAAUCAUUUAGAUGUUACACAUCUUCUCUUGACAAAUGGAGCAUAUCCUUGGAGUACAGCAAUAACAGAUUUGAAAAGUAUUCUAGAAGAGAAUGAACGUGCUAAGAUUUUACUUACAAGAGUUAGAAGGGUAAUUAAUUACUUAUAUUAAUUAUAGUUAUAAAUUAUGGCUAAAUGGACUCAAUCAGGAGAAUAUUUGAAUCUAAUUUGA
Molecule: messenger RNA, 1194 nt
Organism: Paramecium pentaurelia
Lineage: Eukaryota; Ciliophora; Oligohymenophorea; Peniculida; Parameciidae
Source: the annotation of a GenBank genome assembly